GAGGUUGUCGGGGGGCGUAUCGAAUGUAAUAUCUUGAUCGAGGAGAGCUAUAAGCUUAAGAAAUCGAUCAAUGUGAUAGUAACAGAAAAACCGAGGAACGCAAGGAGGGAAGAAGAAGAAGAAGAAAAAGAAGAAGAAGAAGAAGAAGAAGAGAUGGAAGAGGAGCAACCUUAUGGAGGAGGACGCGACGUUUCCGCGCGGGGCAAGCGCGUCCAGUCACGUUAUUUGCCCCUUUAG
Trichophyton benhamiae CBS 112371 is the source of this 237-nucleotide messenger RNA. RefSeq lists its product as uncharacterized. The annotation marks the transcript as partial. The record is from RefSeq and is a predicted model, not a curated record. The transcript has a single exon. Lineage: Eukaryota; Fungi; Ascomycota; Eurotiomycetes; Onygenales; Arthrodermataceae.